Molecule: messenger RNA, 6801 nt
Organism: Acanthosepion pharaonis
Lineage: Eukaryota; Metazoa; Mollusca; Cephalopoda; Sepiida; Sepiidae
Source: the annotation of a GenBank genome assembly
AUGGUUUCUUGCGUUAAUUCAUAUACCUACACUGUUUCUCUCUCUCUCUCUUUCUCUCUCUCUCUCUCUCUCUCUCUCUCUGCUCUCAUAAGCAUAUAUGUACAGUGUGGGACUGGGCGUAUAUACGCAUCAUUGCGUCGUUGUCCCUGGGUGUUAACAUCAAAUCACAACCAUUAUAUCUAUCUAUCUAUCUAUCUAUCUAUCUAUCUAUCUAUCUAUAUCCGUCCUGGUUUCGUCAACUUCCCGCCAUCUUUUUUUUCUGUUUUCUUUUUUUCUUUCUCCAUCGCCAAAUUUCUCUUCUUUUUCUACCCACUCUUAUUACUCGUUCUAUUUUUCUCUGUCUUUCAAUUCCUCGCCUUUUUCUUUUGUUUUUCGUUCAUCUAUUUUGUCCGCCCUUUUAAGCCGGCAUCUUUGUAUCUAUGUAUCUAUCUCAUUUUGUUCAGAUCUAUCUAUCUAUCUCAGUUUAUUUCUAUCUAUUUAUCUAUCUAUAAAUCAAUCUAUCUAUCUAUUUAUCUAUCUAACUCAUUCUGUUCAUAUCUAUCUAUCUAUCUAUCUCAUUUUGUUCACAUCUAUCUAUCACAGUUUAUUUCUAUCUAUUUAUCGAUCUAUCAAUCAAUCUAUCUAUCUAUCUAUUUAGCUAUCUACCUCAUUCUGUUCAUAUCUAUCUAUCUAUCUAUCUAUCUAUCUAUCUAUCUAUCUAUCUCAUUUUGUUCAGAUCUAUCUAUCUAUCUCAGUUUAUUUCUAUCUAUUUAUCUAUCUAUCAAUCAAUCUAUCUAUCUAUUUAUCUAUCUACCUCAUUCUGUUCAUAUCUAUCUAUCUAUCUAUCUAUCUAUCUCAUUUUGUUCAGAUCUAUCUAUCUAUCUCAGUUUAUUUCUAUCUAUUUAUCUAUCUAUCAAUCAAUCUAUCUAUCUAUUUAUCUAUCUACCUCAUUCUGUUCAUAUCUAUCUAUCUAUCUCAUUUUGUUCACAUCUAUCUAUCUCAGUUUAUUUCUAUCUAUUUAUCUAUCUAUCUAUCAAUCAAUCUAUCUAUCUAUUUAUCUAUCUACCUCAUUCUGUUCAUAUCUGUCUAUCUAUCUAUCUCAUUUUGUUCAGAUCUAUCUAUCUAUCUCAGUUUAUUUCUAUCUAUUUAUUUAUCUAUCUAUCUAUCAAUCAAUCUAUCUAUCUAUUUAUCUAUCUACCUCAUUCUGUUCAUAUCUAUCUAUCUAUCUAUCUAUCUCAUUUUGUUCAGAUCUAUCUAUCUAUCUCAUUUUGUUCAGAUCUAUCUAUCUAUCUCAGUUUAUUUCUAUCUAUUUAUCUAUCUAUCUAUCAAUCAAUCUAUCUAUCUAUUUAUCUGUCUACCUCAUUCUGUUCAUAUCUAUCUAUCUAUCUCAUUUUGUUCAGAUCAAUCUAUCUAUCUCAGUUUAUUUCUAUCUAUUUAUCUAUCUAUCUAUCUAUCAAUCAAUAUAUCUAUCUAUUUAUCUAUUUACCUCAUUCUGUUCAUAUCUAUCUAUCUAUCUAUCUCAUUUUGUUCAGAUAUAUCUAUCUAUCUCAGUUUAUUUCUAUCUAUUUUUCUAUCUAUCAAUCAAUCUAUCUAUCUAUUUAUCUAUCUACCUCAUUCUGUUCAUAUCUAUCUAUCUAUCUAUCUAUCUCAUUUUGUUCACAUCUAUCUAUCUCAGUUUAUUUCUAUCUAUUUAUCUAUAUAUCUAUCAAUCAAUCUAUCUAUCUAUUUAUCUAUCUACCUCAUUCUGUUCAUAUCUAUCUAUCUAUCUCAGUUUAUUUCUAUCUAUUUAUCUAUCUAUCUAUCAAUCAAUCUAUCUAUUUAUCUAUCUACCUCAUUCUGUUCAUAUCUAUCUAUCUAUCUAUCUAUCUCAUUUUGUUCAGAUCAAUCUAUCUAUCUCAGUUUAUUUCUAUCUAUUUAUCUAUCUAUCUAUCUAUCAAUCAAUCUAUCUAUCUAUUUAUCUAUCUACCUCAUUCUGUUCAUAUCUAUCUAUCUAUCUAUCUAUCUAUCUAUCUAUCUAUCUAUCUAUCUAUCUCAUUUUGUUCACAUCUAUCUAUCUAUCUCAGUUUAUUUCUAUCUAUUUAUCUAUCUAUCAAUCAAUCUACCUAUCUAUUUAUCUAUCUACCUCAUUCUGUUCAUAUCUAUCUAUCUAUCUAUCUCAUUUUGUUCACAUCUAUCUAUCACAGUUUAUUUCUAUCUAUUUAUCUAUCUAUCAAUCAAUCUAUCUAUCUAUUUAUCUAUCUACCUCAUUCUGUUCAUAUCUAUCUAUCUAUCUAUCUCAUUUUGUUCAGAUCUAUCUAUCUAUCUCAGUUUAUUUCUAUCUAUUUAUCUAUCUAUCUAUCAAUCAAUCUAUCUAUCUAUUUAGCUAUCUACCUCAUUCUGUUCAUAUCUAUCUAUCUAUCUCAUUUUGUUCAGAUCUAUCUAUCUAUCUCAGUUUAUUUCUAUCUAUUUAUCUAUCUAUCAAUCAAUCUAUCUAUCUAUUUAUCUAUCUACCUCAUUCUGUUCAUAUCUAUCUAUCUAUCUAUCUCAUUUUGUUCAGAUCUAUCUAUCUCAGUUUUUUUCUAUCUAUUUAUCUAUCUAUCAAUCAAUCUAUCCAUCUAUUUAUCUAUCUACCUCAUUCUGUUCAUAUCUAUCUAUCUAUCUCAUUUUGUUCACAUCUAUCUAUCUCAGUUUAUUUCUAUCUAUUUAUCUAUCUAUCUAUCAAUCAAUCUAUCUAUCUAUUUAUCUAUCUACCUCAUUCUGUUCAUAUCUGUCUAUCUAUCUAUCUCAUUUUGUUCAGAUCUAUCUAUCUAUCUCAGUUUAUUUCUAUCUAUUUAUCUAUCUAUCUAUCUAUCAAUCAAUCUAUCUAUUUAUCUAUCUACCUCAUUCUGUUCAUAUCUAUGUAUCUAUCUAUCUAUCUAUCUCAUUUUGUUCAGAUCUAUCUAUCUAUCUCAGUUUAUUUCUAUCUAUUUUUCUAUCUAUCUAUUUAUCUAUCUACCUCAUUCUGUUCAUAUCUAUCUAUCUAUCUAUCUCAUUUUGUUCACAUCUAUCUAUCUCAGUUUAUUUCUAUCUAUUUAUCUAUCUAUCUAUCAAUCAAUCUAUCUAUCUAUUUAUCUAUCUACCUCAUUCUGUUCAUAUCUAUCUAUCUAUCUCAGUUUAUUUCUAUUUAUCUAUCUAUCAAUCAAUCUAUCUAUUUAUCUAUCUACCUCAUUCUGUUCAUAUCUAUAUCUAUCUAUCUAUCUCAUUUUGUUCAGAUCAUCUAUCUAUCUCAGUUUAUUUCUAUCUAUUUAUCUAUCUAUCUAUCAAUCAAUCUAUCUAUCUAUUUAUUUAUCUACCUCAUUCUGUUCUAUCUAUCAAUCUAUCUAUCUAUCUAUCUCAUUUUGUUCACAUCUAUCUAUCUAUCUCAGUUUAUUUCUAUCUAUUUAUCUAUCUAUCUAUCAAUCAAUCUAUCUAUAUAUUUAUCUAUCUACCUCAUUCUGUUCAUAUCAUCUAUCUAUCUCAUUUUGUUCACAUCUAUCUAUCUAUCUCAGUUUAUUUCUAUCUAUUUAUCUAUCUAUCUAUCUAUCAAUCAAUCUAUCUAUCUAUUUAUCUAUCUACCUCAUUCUGUUCAUAUCUAUCUAUCUAUCUCAUCUUGUUCACAUCUAUCUAUCUAUCUCAGUUUAUUUCUAUCUAUUUAUCUAUCUAUCUAUCAAUCUAUCUAUCUAUCUAUCUACCUCAUUCUGUUCAUAUCUAUCUAUCUAUGUAUCUCAUUUUGUUCACAUCUAUCUAUCUAUUUAUCGCAUUUUGUUCAUAUCUAUCUAUCUAUCUAUCUAUCUAUCUAUCUAUCUAUCUCAUUCUGUUCAUAUCUAUCUAUCUAUCUCAGUUUAUUUAUAUCUAUCUAUCUAUCUCAUUCUGUCCAUAUCUAUCUUUCUAUCUAUCGAUCUAUCUAUCUCCUCCUCUUCGUAUCUGUCUCAUUCUGUUCAUAUCUAUCUAUGUAUCUAUCUAUCUCAUUUUGUUCAGAUCUAUCUAUCUAUCUCAGUUUAUUUCUAUCUAUUUUUCUAUCUAUCUAUUUAUCUAUCUACCUCAUUCUGUUCAUAUCUAUCUAUCUAUCUAUCUCAUUUUGUUCACAUCUAUCUAUCUCAGUUUAUUUCUAUCUAUUUAUCUAUCUAUCUAUCAAUCAAUCUAUCUAUCUAUUUAUCUAUCUACCUCAUUCUGUUCAUAUCUAUCUAUCUAUCUCAGUUUAUUUCUAUCUAUUUAUCUAUCUAUCAAUCAAUCUAUCUAUUUAUCUAUCUACCUCAUUCUGUUCAUAUCUAUCUAUCUAUCUAUCUCAUUUUGUUCAGAUCAAUCUAUCUAUCUCAGUUUAUUUCUAUCUAUUUAUCUAUCUAUCUAUCAAUCAAUCUAUCUAUCUAUUUAUUUAUCUACCUCAUUCUGUUCAUAUCUAUCUAUCUAUCUAUCUAUCUAUCUAUCUAUCUAUCUCAUUUUGUUCAUCUAUCUAUCUAUCUCAUUUAUUUCAUCUAUUUAUCUAUCUAUCUAUCAAUCAAUCUAUCUAUAUAUUUAUCUAUCUACCUCAUUCUGUUCAUAUCUAUCUAUCUAUCUAUCUAUCUCAUUUUGUUCACAUCUAUCUAUCUAUCUCAGUUUAUUUCUAUCUAUUUAUCUAUCUAUCUAUCAAUCAAUCUAUCUAUAUAUUUAUCUAUCUACCUCAUUCUGUUCAUAUCUAUCUAUCUAUCUCAUUUAUUUCUAUCUAUUUAUCAUCUAUCAAUCAAUCUAUCUAUUUAUCUAUCUACCUCAUUCUGUUCACAUCUAUCUAUCUAUCUAUCUCAUUUUGUUUCAAUCUAUCUAUCUCAGUUUAUUUCUAUCUAUUUAUCUAUCUAUCUAUCAAUCAAUCUAUCUAUCUAUUUAUUUAUCUACCUCAUUCUGUUCAUAUCUAUCUAUCUAUCUAUCUAUCUAUCUAUCUAUCUCAUUUUGUUCACAUCUAUCUAUCUAUCUCAUUUAUUUCUAUCUAUUUAUCUAUCUAUCUAUCAAUCAAUCUAUCUAUAUAUUUAUCUAUCUACCUCAUUCUGUUCAUAUCUAUCUAUCUAUCUAUCUAUCUCAUUUUGUUCACAUCUAUCUAUCUAUCUCAGUUUAUUUCUAUCUAUUUAUCUAUCUAUCUAUCUAUCUAUCAAUCAAUCUAUCUAUCUAUUUAUCUAUCUACCUCAUUCUGUUCAUAUCUAUCUAUCUAUCUCAUCUUGUUCAUCUAUCUAUCUAUCUAUCUCAGUUUAUUUCUAUCUAUUUAUCUAUCUAUCUAUCAAUCUAUCUAUCUAUCUAUCUAUCUACCUCAUUCUGUUCAUAUCUAUCUAUCUAUAUCUCAUUUUGUUCAUCUAUCUAUCUAUUUAUUUUUGUUCAUAUCUAUCUAUCUAUCUAUCUAUCUAUCUAUCUAUCUAUCUAUCUAUCUCAUUCUGUUCAUAUCUAUCUAUCUAUCUCAGUUUAUUUAUAUCUAUCUAUCUAUCUCAUUCUGUCCAUAUCUAUCUUUCUAUCUAUCGAUCUAUCUAUCUCCUCCUCUUCGUAUCUGUCUCAUUCUGUUCAUAUCUAUCUAUGUAUCUAUCUAUCUCAUUUUGUUCAGAUCUAUCUAUCUAUCUCAGUUUAUUUCUAUCUAUUUUUUCUAUCUAUCUAUUUAUCUAUCUACCUCAUUCUGUUCAUAUCUAUCUAUCUAUCUAUCUCAUUUUGUUCACAUCUAUCUAUCUCAGUUUAUUUCUAUCUAUUUAUCUAUCUAUCUAUCAAUCAAUCUAUCUAUCUAUUUAUCUAUCUACCUCAUUCUGUUCAUAUCUAUCUAUCUAUCUCAGUUUAUUUCUAUCUAUUUAUCUAUCUAUCAAUCAAUCUAUCUAUUUAUCUAUCUACCUCAUUCUGUUCAUAUCUAUCUAUCUAUCUAUCUCAUUUUGUUCAGAUCAAUCUAUCUAUCUCAGUUUAUUUCUAUCUAUUUAUCUAUCUAUCUAUCAAUCAAUCUAUCUAUCUAUUUAUUUAUCUACCUCAUUCUGUUCAUAUCUAUCUAUCUAUCUAUCUAUCUAUCUAUCUAUCUCAUUUUGUUCACAUCUAUCUAUCUAUCUCAGUUUAUUUCUAUCUAUUUAUCUAUCUAUCUAUCAAUCAAUCUAUCUAUAUAUUUAUCUAUCUACCUCAUUCUGUUCAUAUCUAUCUAUCUAUCUAUCUCAUUUUGUUCACAUCUAUCUAUCUAUCUCAGUUUAUUUCUAUCUAUUUAUCUAUCUAUCUAUCUAUCAAUCAAUCUAUCUAUCUAUUUAUCUAUCUACCUCAUUCUGUUCAUAUCUAUCUAUCUAUCUCAUCUUGUUCACAUCUAUCUAUCUAUCUCAGUUUAUUUCUAUCUAUUUAUCUAUCUAUCUAUCAAUCAAUCUAUCUAUCUAUCUAUCUACCUCAUUCUGUUCAUAUCUAUCUAUCUAUCUAUCUCAUUUUGUUCACAUCUAUCUAUCUAUUUAUCGCAUUUUGUUCAUAUCUAUCUAUCUAUCUAUCUAUCUAUCUAUCUCAUUCUGUUCAUAUCUAUCUAUCUAUCUCAGUUUAUUUAUAUCUAUCUAUCUAUCUCAUUCUGUCCAUAUCUAUCUUUCUAUCUAUCGAUCUAUCUAUCUCCUCCUCUUCGUAUCUGUCUCAUUCUGUUCAUAUCUAUCUAUGUAUCUAUCUAUCUCAUUUUGUUCAGAUCUAUCUAUCUAUCUAUCUAUCUAUCUAUCUAUCUAUCUAUCUCAUUCUAAAAUGUCGGAUGAUGACAAAAAUUUGUCGGAGAAAUCCGGUGACGACUGGCGCAAGAGACGACGACGUAAAAACGAACCAAAUGUCAUUGAGCUUGGAGAAUCCGUAGAAAACAGGAGAGUGGACAUGAAAAAGCGAUAG